AGCUUAUAAAGGUGAUUCUGAUUCUCUGAUGCAGUGCAGCAUAUAACAGAGCAAGCAGGCAUUGAAUUCUUUACUUCAGACUUUGGUCUCACAACAUUAACUCUCUCCCAAUCAAACCAGCAAGGAAGUAUGGGCUUGGCUCCCCCACUACUGGUUGCUUGGUUCUACUUCAUGCUUGGGUUAAAUGGAACAAUGGCACAGACUGCUGCUGCUGCCGAUUCCAAGCCAAGUGAGGUCAACAUUGGUGCUCUGUUCACUUUCAAUUCCAUCAUUGGAAGAGCUGCAAUGCCUGCAAUUGAUCAAGCUGUGGAGGAUGUCAAUAGGGACUCAACAAUCCUUGCAGGGAUCACACUCAAUGUCAUCAAACAAGAUACUAAUUGCAGUGGCUUUGUCGGCACAGUGGAAGCCUUGCAACUGAUGGAGAAGAAUGUGAUCGCGGUUGUUGGGCCGCAGUCCUCUGGCAUCGGCCAUGUCAUCUCCCAUGUUGUCAAUGAGCUUCACGUCCCGUUGGUGUCGUUUGCCGCCACCGACCCAACCCUCUCCCCCCUGGAGUACCCAUACUUCAUCCGUGCCACCCACAGCGAUGCCUUCCAGAUGAACGCCGUUGCUGACCUUGUUGAACACUUCGGGUGGCGUGAGGUGACGGCCAUCUUUGUCGAUGAUGACUAUGGCCGCGGCGGCAUCACUGCCCUCGGCGAUGCGCUUGCCAAAAAGCGAUCCAAGAUCGGGUACAAGGCUAGCUUCCCGCCACACGCGGACUCCACUGUGAUCAACAACCUCCUGGUCCAGGUCAACCUGAUGGAGUCUCGGGUCUAUGUGGUCCAUGUCAACCCAGACUCUGGUCUAAACGUGCUCUCCCUUGCCAAGGACCUUGGCAUGAUGGCCGCUGGCUAUGUAUGGAUUGCUACAGAUUGGCUUUCUUCGAAAUUGGACUCAAUUAGUGGCAUUGAUUCCAGCACACUGAGCCUUGUCGAAGGAGUCAUCAUGCUCCGGCAGCACACAAUACAACCUGAUCCAAGGAAAAGAUUUCUUAUCAGUUAUGGUCGAUAUGCUUAUGACUCAAUCUGGUUAACAGCUCGAGCCAUCAAUCAAUUUCUGAAUUCAGGCGGAACAAUCAAUUUUACAGAUGACCGUAACUUGCACGAUGAGAAGGGAAGCACUCUUCGCCUUUCGACACUCAAAGUCUUCACCGGCGGCGAGCAGUUGCUUCGGCAGCUACUAGUCACCAACUUUACCGGCUUGAUCGGUCGGAUCGAGUUUGAUUCGGACCGCAACUUGGUUGAGCCAGCUUAUGACAUCCUUAAUGUAGGAGGAACAGGGUCACGGCUGAUCGGGUAUUGGUCAAACUACUCUAGGCUAUCAGUUGUUGCUCCUGAGAUUCUGUACAAGCAGCAACAGAAUUUCUCCAAUGAUGGCACACAGAAACUCUAUGCUGUGGUGUGGCCCGGCCAGAUCACAACACAGCCCCGUGGGUGGGUGUUCCCCAACAAUGGCAAGCCUUUGAGAAUUGGUGUGCCCAACAAAGUUAGCUUCAAAGAGUUCAUUACCAACAAUUCAGACCCUGACAAUCUAAGUGGGUUCUGCAUUGAUGUAUUUAAUGCUGCGAUUAAACAGCUGCCGUACCCGGUUCCAUGCAAGUUCAUCCUGAUAGGAGAUGGUUCCAAGAAUCCAAACUAUGACGAGAUUGUCAGAAUGGUUGCUAGAAAUGAACUUGAUGCCGUGGUGGGGGAUAUGGCCAUUGUGAGGAACAGGACAAGACUUGUGGAUUUCACACAGCCAUAUGCUGAAUCAGGACUUGUAAUAGUCACCCGGGUUAGGGAGGAGAGCUCGAGUGCUUGGGCUUUCAUGAAGCCAUUCACAGCUGAAAUGUGGUGUGUCACGGGAGCUUUCUUCUUGGUUGUAGGGGCUGUUGUUUGGAUUCUUGAACAUCGACUCAACCCUGAGUUCCGAGGGAAACCUAGAAGACAGAUAGCAACAAUGUUCUGGUUUAGCUUUUCAACAAUGUUUUUUGCCCACAGAGAGAACACAGUUAGUACACUGGGCCGCUUUGUGCUGAUAGUGUGGAUGUUUGUAGUCCUGAUCAUCACUUCAAGCUACACAGCAAGCUUGACAUCCAUCCUGACUGUUCAACAGCUUUCAUCAGGGAUCACAGGGCUUGAUAGCUUGCUCUCGACCUCUGAACCUAUCGGCUACCAGGAAGGUAAGUUUUCAAGAAACUAUAUGAUAGAAGAUCUCAAUAUUGCUGAGUCCAGGCUUGUACCUUUGAACUCCCCCGAACAAUAUGCUAAGGCACUCGAGCUUGGACCAAAGGGUGGAGGUGUUGCAGCCAUAGUCGAUGAGGUUCUAUACAUUGACGUGUUCUUGUCCACCUACUGCCAGUUCAGGAUAGUGGGCCAAGAAUUCACAAAAAAUGGAUGGGGAUUUGCUUUCCAAAGAGACUCUCCUCUUGCAGUUGAUAUGUCUACCGCAAUUCUAUCAUUGUCUGAAGAUGGUGAACUCCAGAAAAUCCAUGAUAAAUGGUUAUCGCAUGGUGGAUGUGCUUAUGGAGGUUCUGACAUAGAAGCGAACCGUCUAAGUCUCAGUAGUUUCUGGGGUCUCUUCCUAAUAUGUGGUAUUGUUUGUGGUCUUGCCCUUGUUCUAUUCUGCAUAAAAUUGUGCUACCAGUAUGCCAGGUACAGAAGCACAGAAGUUGAAAUUAUCAAAGAAGAGACAAGUGCAACAAACCAUCGAAAUCUCGGCAGGUUAAAGAGCUUUAAGCAUUUGAUUCAGUUUGCCGAUAUGAAGGAAGAAGAGCUUGAGUUAACGAUCAAGAAGAAUCUGAGUGACAAACAACUUAAAGGUUCAUUUCCUUCAGAUGGUGGCCAUUCAUUAUCACUUGCGUAAAAGCCAACAAUCCAAUCAAGCAUUCUUAAGCUUUUAUUUGUAGUAGCCAAUUGUUCAACAAAAGCAAUAUUCUUAGAGGAGAAUAAGCUAUCUGCAAAAGGGAAUUCAAGCAUUCACAGAAUGUGAGCGCCCUAUGUUCAGCAAUCUCUCAUGUUUUGGGGGGAAAGUAUGUGUUAUAUAAACCAAAUGCGAUCAAUAUUUCCUGUCAAAAUAAUGAAAUGUAAGUGAUACUAAAGAUUUCUGCCCAA
Zingiber officinale is the source of this 3131-nucleotide messenger RNA. Its product is annotated as glutamate receptor 3.4-like. The coding region runs from base 130 to 2883 and encodes 917 amino acids. NCBI's taxonomy places the organism in Eukaryota, Viridiplantae, Streptophyta, Magnoliopsida, Zingiberales, Zingiberaceae. Gene Ontology annotation, molecular function: glutamate-gated receptor activity. The transcript has 7 exons. The record is from RefSeq and is a predicted model, not a curated record. Gene Ontology annotation, cellular component: plasma membrane.